Molecule: messenger RNA, 966 nt
Organism: Dentiscutata heterogama
Lineage: Eukaryota; Fungi; Glomeromycota; Glomeromycetes; Diversisporales; Gigasporaceae
Source: the annotation of a GenBank genome assembly
AUGAAUAGUGAAAUUUCUAGUGAAGUAACUAGUGGAAAUGAAAAGGAAAAUAUAUUCAAUAAAGCACCUACUGAAAGUAAAGAUUCAGAUAUUGAGAAUGAUGAAUAUGAAAGGCAAAUAAUAAAAAGUAGACCAUGCCAUCCAAUUUGGAAUUACUUUUCAUGGAGUAAAGAUUAUAAAAAUGUUGAGCAAAAAUGGGGGAUUAAAGUUAGUGUAUCUACAAUUACAAGAGUUUUACAAACCAAAGAUGAACGUCUUACGACAGAAAUAAAAAAUCUGAAUGCAAAACGGCACAAACCUGUUACAUUUCCAGAAUUAGAACUUGCUCUUAAAGAAUUUAUACUUGUUUAUCAAAAUAAAACCAUUUUGAGUGAAGCAUUAAUCGUUGAAAAAGCCAAAUUAUUGGCAAAAGGAUUUAAUAUUUCAGAAAAUGAGUUAAAAUUUUCUAACGGAUGGCUUCAGAAAUUUAAAGAUCGUAAUGGAAUUCACCAAGUAUUACUUUAUGGGGAAUCAGCAUCUGCUGAUGAUGAUGCCAUUGCAGCAUCUUUACCAAUUUUGCAAGAUAAAUGUAACCAGAACGAUGACCCAGUGCGUGAUCAGCUUAUUGAUGUACUUGAUUCCUUUUCUUUUUCUAACGCAAUGGGAGUUGAUGAAUUUUUAACUAUUCUGGAUGAAGAUAUUAUCUAUGAUAUUUCUAAUGACCAAAUUAUUGAGGAACUUGUUAGUAUGUUUAAUCCUGAUGAUUCAAAUGAAAUAGAGAAUGAAGACGAAAUAGAUGACAGUAUUGAAACUCCAAUUAUUAGUGCUACUGCAGCAUUAGAAAAUUUAAAAAAUAUUCGGUUGUUUUUACUUCAGCAGGAGGAAUCAAAUGAGCAGUUAAAACUAGUAGAUAAUCUUGAAAAAUUUACUAGAAAAAAAAGAAAUAGUUUGAUGUCACAAACUAGCAUAGAUAUGUAUUUUAAAUAA